This is a messenger RNA of Phytophthora infestans T30-4, 1710 nucleotides long. Its product is annotated as Folate-Biopterin Transporter (FBT) Family. The record is from RefSeq and is a predicted model, not a curated record. Bases 1 to 1710 code for a protein of 569 amino acids. The transcript has a single exon. Lineage: Eukaryota; Oomycota; Peronosporomycetes; Peronosporales; Peronosporaceae.
AUGACAGUAACAGACGACACUGUCAAGGCGGUGCUGGAAGAUCGACUUAGCCGGCUAUCGGAUCUCAGAUCCACACAAAGUGAGGCUGCGUACUUGAAUCUGGCAUCUCCUGGCAAACCUGUCAACACGGAGCUUGAGAAUGGUGCCCUGCGUGAGGGAAAGCCACUGCAGUUGUUAUCCAAGGAAUGCAUCGGCCUACUGGCUCAGUACGCAGGUGUGGGUUUCCUAGCCGGUAUCAUCCCUGGUGUCAUUUACCCCGUUCUCCAGGGAUACCUCAACGCAGAGGGCACUAUCGUUGUCUCCGCCACAGUAUUGGUGCAGAUUCCGUGGUGUUACAAAAUGUUCUUUGGUGUCAUCAGUGACUGCUUCCCUAUCAUGGGCUACCGUCGCCGUCCGUACAUGGUGCUCGGCUGGGUAUUCUGUGUUGUGAUUCUUUUCAUUAUGGCGGCGAUGUCCGUCCCCGACCCGUACUACGGAGACUCGUCGAUGCACGACAUCAACGAAGAAGACUGGACGGAAGAACAAAUUGCCAGCAUCAAUGAGAACGCAUCAAACUCUGCAGGCAAGUAUGUGGUCCCCAUGAUGCUCGCAUCAUUCGGCUACUUACUGUGUGAAGUGGCUGCCGAUGCCAUGGUCGUCGAGUACGCACAACGUGAACCUAUCGAGCAACGUGGUCGCGUACAGACCGCCGUAUACGCCGUCAAGACCUCGUUCACAGCCGUCGGUGCCGCUGUCAUUGCGUUCUUCAUGAACGGAGAGGAAUACGCCGGCAGCUUCGACUUCUCACUCACAUUCCAGCAACUUAUGUUGAUCUCGGGUAUUAUCUGCGCUCCUCUGGUGUUCGUCUCGUGGUUCUUGCUGCACGAAGAACGCGUCAAAGUUAAACCGACGUUCGGAGAGUACAUGUCGUCGUUCUGGGGUAUGCUCCAGCAACGUGCUAUUUACCAGAUCGUGGCGUACAAGUUCUUCUCCGGAGUCUUCAAUAGCUUCAACAUCGUAUCUUCCAGUAACAUUAAGUUGUACUGGGUGCAUGCUACGCCGUUCAACAACAGUGUGAUGACAAUUGUCGGUACCAUUUUCUACGCCACAACGCUUGCUCUUACGGGUAAAUAUGGUCUGGACUGGAACUGGCGCUACAUCAUCAUCAUUACUAUGUGCGGAGCCCUGUCGAUCGAUGCCUUUAUGACUAUGCUGACGGUCUGGGACGUUGUGCGCAACCAGUGGUUCUGGCUCGGUGUCCCCGUUAUCGAGUAUCUGCCGGAUGGUAUCCGCUUUAUGAUUGCUACCUACGUUGUCGUUGAGCUGGCUGAGGCUGGCCACGAAGGUGCUCUAUACGGUCUGCUGACUGCAACGACGAAUUUGACGACUCCGUUCGGUCGCUCCAUGGCUAAGCUUGUCAAUGCUCAGUUCCAUGUGUGGCUCAAAGAUAUCCAAGCAGACACGUACAUAGUCCGUCGUGACGUAACCAUCACGAUUUGGAUCUGUUACGGGAUGAAGCUCUUGUCGUUGGCGUUCCUGCCUCUGCUUCCUCGUCAGAAGGCGGAGACUCAAGAGCUGAAACGCACGGGCGGAUCAAGCCGAGCUAUGGGUAUCAUCACGGUUGGGUACCUCGCCUUCGCGAUCGUCUGGGCAACUUUGGUGAACUUGUUGUCCAUGUACGAGAGCACAAUGUGCUGGAAAAUUACUGGCGGAUGUGCCCCGUCGUCUUAA